AGUCCGGAUGACUAACAGAGAUCGAACCAGAGUUUCGUCGUAUUAAGUUUUUAUUUUACUCAAGCAUCACUAAACCACCGCCAUUCGUUUGUAUCACUAAUUUUACUUACGACUUUUCUAGCUAUAUAUUGUUAGUAAAAAGAUUAUGGUAUUUCUGUAUAAAAAGUAUAUUUUUUAAAGUUCAUUCCCAUUAACAUAACGUGUUUUGCUUAUUCGGUCGUUACCACUUGCGCUCUAUAAAUUGACCAAGCUCAAUUUCGUCUUUGCUUCAAAAUCUCCAUAACACAUUUCUCGUUCUUUGUAGCUCGCUUCAUCUCAUCUUUCUGUCUCUAGAGAUGGAGGGCGUUAGGGUUUCUCUUGCUUGCGCUCUUCUUCUUUUUGUAGUCUCUUCAUCAAUAGCUUCUGCAGCCAUUGUCGAACACACCUUCAACGUACAAAACUUAACCAUCUCUCGGCUGUGCAAACGGCAAGUGAUAACGGUUGUUAAUGGAAGCCUGCCUGGACCAACGGUACGCGUCAAGGAGGGUGACUCGCUCGUUAUACACGUCAUUAACAAUUCCCCUCACAACAUCACAAUUCAUUGGCACGGGAUAUUCCAUAGACUGACGGUUUGGGCGGAUGGACCGAGCAUGAUAACGCAAUGCCCAAUCCAGCCUGGCCAUCGCUACGCUUACAGGUUCAACAUCACAGGCCAAGAAGGUACCUUGUGGUGGCACGCACAUUCGUCUUUCUUACGCGCCACCGUAUACGGUGCUAUCAUCAUCCGCCCUAAGCCCGGUCACUCUUACCCGUUUCCCAAACCCCACAAAGAAGUUCCCAUCAUAUUCGGUGAAUGGUGGAACACCGACGUAGUCGCGUUAGAAGAGGCUGCUAUCGCCACCGGAGUUCCUCCAAACAAUUCCGACGCCUAUACGAUCAAUGGUCUGCCGGGAAACCUAUAUCCAUGUUCCAAAGACAGAAUGUUUAACCUAGACGUGGUAAAAGGAAAGUUAUAUUUACUCCGCAUCAUAAACGCGGCAAUGAACAUGCAACUGUUUUUCAAGAUAGCCAAUCACAAGCUGACAGUUGUCGCAGCCGACGCAGUCUACACCAAACCUUACCUCACCGACGUCAUCGUCAUCGCACCGGGUCAAACAGUCGACGCACUGCUCCACGCCGAUCAGUCCAUCGGCUCCUCCUACUACAUGGCGGCUCACCCUUACGCCAGCGCACCCAGCGUGCCAUUCCCCAACACAACCACCAGAGGCGUCAUCCACUACAUCAGCGGCGCGUCGAAAACACACAAAACGAAGCGCGUGUUGAUGCCGAAGCUGCCUUCUUUCUUCGACACGCCAACUGCUCACAGGUUCUACUCUAAUCUGACCAGUUUGGUCCAUGGACCACACUGGGUCCCAGUGCCUCGCCACGUGGACGAGGAGAUGCUCGUAACCAUCGGGCUCGGGCUAGAGGCUUGCGCUGGAUGUCCGAAUUCGAAAUUCGCUGCUUCGAUGAACAACCACUCCUUCGUCUUACCCAAAAAGCUAUCCAUCUUGGAAGCGGUUUUCCACGGCGUCGAAGGGAUUUUCACGCCUGAUUUUCCAGACCAGCCUCCGGUUAAGUUCGAUUACACCGACCCGAACAUAACUCAGACAAGCCCGGGGCUCUUGUUCGUUCACAAAUCAACGAGCGCUAAGGUCUUGAAAUUCAAUACGACAGUGGAUUUGGUGCUGCAGAACCACGCGCUUCUCGCGGCUGAGAGUCACCCCAUGCAUCUCCACGGGUUUAACUUCCACGUGUUGGCUCAAGGGUUCGGUAAUUAUGACCCGACCCGUGAUCGGAGCAAGUACAAUCUUGUUAACCCCCAGUUCCGUAACACCUUGGCUGUGCCUGUUGGUGGGUGGGCCGUGAUCCGUUUCAGAGCUGAUAACCCAGGUGCGUGGAUUAUGCAUUGUCAUAUCGAUGUUCACUUGCCAUUUGGAUUAGGGAUGGUGUUUGUGGUUGAGAACGGACCAACGAAGUCGACCAGCUUGCCACCACCACCUCCUGAUCUUCCGAGAUGUUAAACAAUAUAAAUGGUUUUCUUGAAAACAGUAAUAAUAAGAUUAUUCAGGGCAAAGGGAAAUAAAGUUUGGCUCAAGCUAACUGGGAUUUGUUUUAUUUGUUUGAUUUGAUUGAUCACAUUUGAUUUGAUGUCAUGUAGUCGAUAAAUGUUAAAAGUUGAAUUUGUAGUCCGUCCAGAUGUUGUGUAUGUGGAUAAAAUAUAUGAUUGAUAUGAAUUUUAUUGUUUUACUACUA
Brassica rapa (field mustard) is the source of this 2274-nucleotide messenger RNA. Its product is annotated as laccase-7. Gene Ontology annotation, molecular function: hydroquinone:oxygen oxidoreductase activity; copper ion binding. Gene Ontology annotation, cellular component: apoplast. Gene Ontology annotation, biological process: lignin catabolic process. NCBI's taxonomy places the organism in Eukaryota, Viridiplantae, Streptophyta, Magnoliopsida, Brassicales, Brassicaceae. The record is from RefSeq and is a predicted model, not a curated record.